UUUGAUGCGCAGAAGCCGGAAUACUGGAUGCAGUAUGCUGAGCUUUAUCAGGAGUGGAUGCGUCGGGGCACCCAGCAGAAAUAACUGAGACGGCAUUCGAAUGUAUUCUCCGAAAGUGUUACGGAAGUGUUACUCGAAAAAUCCAGUGUAUCAAAUAAAAAUUAUUUUCAUUAUUAAGUGCAUUCAUCUUAUCUUCGUAUCUUAUCACUUAAUCUCUAAAAAUAAAAAAAGAAGCGUGCUAACGUUAUUAAUGUGAUCGACGCUGAUAUAUUAAAUGUACUGAAACCUAAUCACACACAAUUUACGUUUAUUAACAAAUUGCGCUAUUAAAAGCAAGUAUCAUGCAACUGUUUAAAUAAGAAACUCAUUAAACAAAUAGCUGAUAUCAAUGAAUUAAAUAUCAAUAAAUGGCUGAUGAUUAUGCAUUGUAUCUUGAAGUACCGGCACUGCACAUAUCGUGCCAAAUGAAAGACUGCCGGAAACAUAUAUUCACAAAACGUUAAGAACAUUGAUGUGUGAGAUGUGUAUGAAUUGUAGCAUCCGAGUGUUGGAAAACCGCGGUUAAAAGAAGCUCUCGGAACUCCUCACAAAAUUGUUUAUAGAAUCUGGGUGGCAGUCCAAUAAAUGACUUGCGUCUACACGUCUCAUCAAGUAAAACAUGUUAUUCCUUUUAACUCGAUAGACAGGUACGCAUUAAUGAAGAAUUCAAGAACCUUGUUUGACGAGUUUUUUAUAAAUCUAAUUUUUAAAAAUUAAAGACGUUUACGUUAUGUUUAUAAAAAAAGUUGGUAAAGUAUAAUAAUUAUUUCGUUAGAGAAAAUACCUUUUUCAUCAUACCUAUUUAUUAAGAGGUUUUUCUUCUUUUUUUUAUUAUAAAAAUUAUUGAAAAAUAUUGUAUCAAACCAAAGCGACAUAUAUUUCAUUUUUCUCGAAUUAUAUUUGACCAAUUCAGUCGUGAAUUAUUAUUAUUAAAUGUAUCGUAAAACUUGUCUGGGAAUUGUACACAUAAAAUGAGUAUAGAGAGAAACAUAAAACUCUCCGAUUUCCCAUUCGAUUUCUAAUGUGUACUGUUCAAAAGUAUAAAUCGAAGUUCCAUCACUAUCAGAAAUACAAAAUAUUAUAUCGAGAAUUCUCUUAUGAUAACAUACACAAUAAUUAUUUACGUUUAAAGAAUAACCGUUACUGUUAUGUUAUUUUACAAAAAAAAAGUAGUUAAGAUUGCAAAUCGUAUCGGAUUUUUUGCAAUGACGCAAAAAAGAUAAGAACUUUUCCUACACAAUUAUCAUCAUAUUGUUAAGAGAUAGUUCUCAAUUUUAUAAUAAAAUAAAUGUCAAUAAAAAAAACGCAACUCAAAAAAUAUUUACUGGAUAAUUUGUAUUUUUCAAUAAAACAAUGAAAUUUUAGGCAAUCAAUCAUAACGCGUCUGUGUAACAUAAUUUGAAUCAAUAGUUGCGCAAUAAUGGGUAUUUUCCAUUUAGUAACACGAGUUGGCACAAACAUCGUUCUAUCUUUUUUGGUCACUCAAUGAAUAACAAGGACAGAACUUAUAUCAUGUCAAGCAUUUAACGAUUCGUAAAAAUCUCUGAAGGAUUUCCUGCGCGCGAUAAGCGCACAGUUUCCCUGUAACCUUUUCUAUUUUACAUCUCGUGACAUACGAUAAGAAGACAAAGUGAUUCAAUUAAGCAAUAAUAAAGUAAACCGAGAAACAUAAAAAUAUUACUCGCUUUCUGUCCUUUUACAUCAAUAAGACUAUAAAAUGCGUAAAUUAAUUCUACUAAAACCUGUUUAAAAGUAAUGAAAUUAGAGCUGUUUAACUUAAAAGGAUACAAAUCUUAUCUCUUCCAAAAUUUAAUAUGUCAAAAAAAUUUUUAUUUUUUUAACAUAAUUUCGUAGAUGUUUGAAUCUCCGAAUAUCAAACAUUAAUCUUGCUUCAAUUUCAAGUUCAGUCCUUAUGUCAAUAGUCCAAGAGAAAACGCGUAACAUUGAAAUACUCUCUUUCGCUCUCACUCUCUUUCUUCUCUCGUAUAGAAUACAUUAAUGUUCUUCCAGGUCAUUGUACACGAUGCAAACUAUUAUGCUACCUACGUUCGGUACGAUUGUACUGCCUCAUGGUUUUCUUCUCAUUGGCGACUUAGCUUAAGACCAGACCCGUAAACACGAUGACUGAGAAUACAACGUUAGAUGAAUUCGAUGAUAUAAUCGAUAAUUUGAUUCAAAGUGCCGAACGGUAUUAUAACCCGAUUCUCGUAGUCCUGGGUCUAUUGGGCAACUGUAUAUCCAUGUACGUGUUUCUCGGUACAAAACUGCGUUAUUCCUCAUCCAGCAUUUACUUGGGAGCGCUAGCAAUAAGUGACAGCGGUUAUCUAAUACUGGGAGUUUUCGCGCCCUGGCUAAAAUGGAUGACACUGGACAUAUUUAAUCGGCAGGGCUUCUGUCAAUUCUUCAUGUAUCUCGGCUAUUUUUGUAUUUUCCUUAGCGUAUGGCUUGUGGUAGCUUUCACCGUCGAACGAUACAUAGCAGUCAAGUGGCCACUUCGUCGGCGGUUCUUGUGCACGGUAGUUCGUGCGAAGAUGACGGUGAUGGGAUUAAUGGCAUUAGCGAUUCUGCUGAACAGCCCAAUCCUCUUCUUUUCUAAACUUAACAAAACUAAUAAAAAUUCAACGUCCUGCGGCUUGACAGAUGAGUAUUUGAAAUCCUGGUAUCCCACCUUUAACAUCUUCGACACUAUCCUAACAUUCAUCGUGCCCCUAACUAUGAUAGUGAUCUUUAAUACAUUGAUAGCGCGUAAUAUCUACAAGCUCGACAAUGUUCGAAGAACCUUGACUAUAGAAUCUGAUGUUUCCAACGACAGAACUUAUACUUCACGAGACAGGAUGCCACAGACUAAAGUUACAAAAAUGCUUCUGGUCGUUUCGACCGCGUUCUUCUGUCUCAAUAUGCCUUCGGUCGUCACCAGGAUACUGUCGCUGUCGUUUAUUUUUAUCUACACUCAAAGGGAAAUAUUAUGGCUCAGACGGGCACAACACAUAUCUCAAUUAUUAUUCUCGACAAGUUUUGGAAUAAACUUCAUUCUUUAUUGCGUAAGCGGACAAAAUUUUCGCAGAGAAAUAGUUCGCAUGUGUGGGAAGCGUUCGAGUACUGAGAGAAGUGGAACUCUCAUGCAGAUGACGAGUCAUGAAAAACAGUGUGAUAGGCACUUAAUUACACGAUUAUAAUAAGUUUCAGAAUUCACGCACAAAUACAAUUCAACAAUAAAACGACAUCCUGUAGACAAUGCGCGACAGCAUUGUCAGGAGACACAAAAACUCCCAGUGAAAGGAUUAUGACAUAAUAAAUCAUCAGUUUCAUAUAACCGAAUAAA
Molecule: messenger RNA, 3361 nt
Organism: Monomorium pharaonis (pharaoh ant)
Lineage: Eukaryota; Metazoa; Arthropoda; Insecta; Hymenoptera; Formicidae
Product: thyrotropin-releasing hormone receptor
Exons: 3
Coding region: 2160-3215 (351 amino acids)
Biological process (GO): G protein-coupled receptor signaling pathway
Cellular component (GO): plasma membrane
Molecular function (GO): G protein-coupled receptor activity
Source: RefSeq, a predicted model, not a curated record